This is a messenger RNA of Gamsiella multidivaricata, 555 nucleotides long. RefSeq lists its product as uncharacterized. NCBI's taxonomy places the organism in Eukaryota, Fungi, Mortierellomycota, Mortierellomycetes, Mortierellales, Mortierellaceae. The transcript has 2 exons. The record is from RefSeq and is a predicted model, not a curated record. The coding region runs from base 1 to 477 and encodes 158 amino acids.
AUGGGUAUUCAGGAAUUUUACAACAAUCAGACAAUGGGUGCCGACCUUCUUAUCAAUCCCGCUUGGAUUAUCCCUCAUACAGGCUCCUUCCCACGCAACGAGCAUGGUGGCUACUAUUAUCAAUUCACACGACGAUUUGCUGCAAAUCGCACUCAACGACUGAUGAAGCCUCCUCAAGUUGCCUUUGACAAGCAGGUUCCUGAAGGUGUCGAAUCGGAUCCUCGAGUGAUCGCCUUCGUUUUACCUCUACUCGAGACGGUCGGCAUCGAUUUCGACUUGCCGGACGCGGCCACUCUGAUUAUCAAGGUGGUUUACUCAUACGCCUUCGCUCUGGAUUUUUUUUCUGCGCUAAGAAGCCAGAGGCCCGACUUUGUCUAUUGGCUGGCGGUUGAUAGCGGUAUCCAAUCAUUGCCCCUACCCUUCAAUCGCGACAUGUUCCAGAGUAUCAACGAGGAUCUCAGCCAGGACCUCAGCUAGCUAGAUGUCUAGAGCAGGGUUAGCUGUGAUGCACCCUAUAACAAUAAAAAGGUCAGGAAGUUUCUAGGCUGCUGCAAC